CCAGAAGUGCAGCUGAAGGCAGAGAGUCUGGACGUCUUCUGAGGAGCUCUACUGGUAUCUCCCAGCUGAGGAUCACUGACGUCUCCGAGCUGCAGAGGGCAGCAGCUCACCGGCAGAACCAGGAGCAGGAAACCAGAGGAGGGUCCAGCUUCAACCCUGCUGAGCAGGAAGAGAAACUCUUCAAACUCUGGCUGCUGUUGAGAGGAGAAAAUGGCUCAGGGAGGAGCUCAGCUGGAUCCACUAAAGUUCUCUUGCUCCAUCUGUCUGGAUCUCCUGAAGGAUCCGCUGACGGUUCCCUGUGGACACAGCUACUGCAGCAGCUGUAUUAAAAGCCACUGGGAUGAAGAGAAGAAGAAGGGAAUCUACAGCUGUCCUCAGUGCAGGAAGGAGUUCAGACAGAGACCUGACCUGGAGAAGAACCUCCUGUUAGCAGAGUUAGUGGAGGAUCUGAAGAAGACUGGACUCCAAGCUGCUGCAGCUGAUCUCUGCUCUGCUGGACCUGAAGAUGUGUCCUGUGAUGUUUGUUCUGGGAGGAAGCUGAAAGCUGUGAAGUCCUGUCUGGUCUGUGUGGUCUCUUACUGUGAGGAACACCUCCAACCUCACUACAAAGCAGCUCCACUGAAGAAGCACCAGCUGGUGGAGCCCUCCAAGAAGCUCCAGGAGAAGAUCUGCUCUCUUCACGAUGAGGUGAUGAAGAUUUUCUGUCGCACUGAUCAGCAGAGUAUCUGUUACCUCUGCACCAUGGACCAACACAGAGGCCAUGAAACAGUCCCAGCUGCAGCAGAGAGGAGGCAGAAGCAGAAGGAGCUGGAGGAGAGUCGACUAAACAUCCAGCGGAGAAUCCAGGAGCGACAGAAAGAGGUGAAGCUGCUUCAGCAGCAGGUGGAGAAGCUGCAGCAGGAGAUCAGUGAGCUGAAGAGGAAAGACGUCCAGCUGGAGCAGCUGGCUCACACAGAGGACCACACCCAGUUUCUGCUCAGCUACCCCUCAGUGUCAGCACUCAGUGAGCCCACACACUCCUCCAGCAUCCAGACUGCUCCUCUCAGAUACUUUGAGGAUGUGGCAGCAGCUGUUUCAAGGAGCAGAGACAAAUUAUGGGGCAUCCUGAGAGACACAGGGACAAACAUCUCACUGAGAGAUGCUGAAAAGGAGCCUUUACCGCUACAACCACCAAAACCACAGCCGAGGAGAAGAGCAGACUUCCUACAAUAUUCCCAGCAGAUCACACUGGAUCCAAACUCUGCACAUAAUUGGCUGUUACUAUCUGACGGGAACAGAAAAGUAACUUUAUCAAUGAAACAUCAGCAUUAUUCUCAUCAUCCAGACAGAUUCAGAAGAUGUUUUCAGGUUCUGAGCAGAGAGAGUCUGACUGGACGUCACUACUGGGAGGUGGAGUGGAGCGGAGGAAAAGAAGUUAAUGUAGCGGUCACCUACAAGAACAACAGCAGAGCAGGGGGCGGAAAUGAAUGUGGAUUUGGAUGCGAUGACAAAUCUUGGGUGUUAUGUUUACAUGCACCUUUUAUGUUCAUGCACAAGAACAUCAAAACUGCCCUCCGAGGUCCCCUUUCUCCCUCCUCCAGAGUGGGAGUGUACCUGGAUCACACAGCAGGGAUUCUGUCUUUCUACAUCAUCUCUAAAACCAUGACUCUCCUCCACAGAGUCCAGACCUCCUUCACUCAGCCGCUGCACGCUGGCGUUAGAUUUAACUUGCAUAAAGGAGACUUUGCAGAGUUCCUGAAACCUCAGUAGAGGACUUCCACCAUUGUGUAGUUUUCUAAAGGAGCCUCCACAUUUUCUGAGCUGAGACGUUGAUGAGAUUUGUGGCAGGAAGAUUUGAAAGCAACAGAUAGUCGGCCGUCCGCUCAGAGAGUUUCUAUUUGGAUAAAAGGAUGUGAGACGAGUGUGGAGUAACCAAGUGUAAACCAUUCGUGACGUCACCCGUUUGUUACUAAUCUCAGAAUGAAGACACGAAAAAAGGACAGCGAGGGGGCGGGGCCUGAGAGCAACAAGGGGAGGGACUGACUGAGAGCCCAGGACUGUGGCGUCGUGUGAUCGUGUGAUGUUCUGCUGUGAACUGGUUCCAUAGUGUUUGCUCAUCAUUUAGUUGUCAAUAACAUUUACAGUGUUGAUCCAUUCGAGCAGGUCCAGGGUCGUCCACAGAUCGAGCCUCAGGUCCCAAAGCAACACCAAAGCUGCCACUUUUUACAUUUUGGGGGAUUUGAACAAGUAACAAGUAACUUCAGAGUGAAGAUUUGUGGAUUUUCUUUGUCAACAAUCAACUGAUUGUUUUGGGCUUUUCAACAUUUUUCUGUCACCAAGUCACGAUAAGUUUGAGUGUUUGAGCUGGAAACGACAGACACAAAUACAAGCUGCUUUAUAAGACAUUAAACUGCUCUAUGCUGCUCCAGUUUGCUGAUUGCUUCUUUUGUGAAAGGUUUUUGCUUCAAAUGUUGUGCUUGACUCUUCAUGGUUCUGAGUUGUUUUCUCUGAACUCUCAUCUCCCUCUGGACUCGGUCACUGGCGUUUGGUCUGGAUGUCUGACCCUCCUCGUCACAGAGGAGAAAAUGAAAACUAAAUCUGCACGGGUUCUUCUGUUUAAUGUAGAGAAAGCUGAAGUGCUUCAGGGAGAUUGAAACCACUCCUGUUGCAGCUUCUGUCAGGUUGGAUUCUGGGACUUAACUCAUCUUGAAACAGUCUGAAAUAAAAUCUCUUGAUCUUUU
This is a messenger RNA of Salarias fasciatus (jewelled blenny), 2720 nucleotides long. RefSeq names its product tripartite motif-containing protein 16-like. Gene Ontology annotation, molecular function: protein binding; zinc ion binding. The transcript has 2 exons. Lineage: Eukaryota; Metazoa; Chordata; Actinopteri; Blenniiformes; Blenniidae. The coding region runs from base 211 to 1749 and encodes 512 amino acids. The record is from RefSeq and is a predicted model, not a curated record.